CCCACCAGCGGGCUCCCAUCGUUCCCCUUUAAGCUCGGCGGUGACGCUGGGGGCGGACGUCACGGCCGUGGUGGCGGGGUUGCACAUCUGGCAGGUUGCAGGGCCGGCAGGUUGCACAUCUGGGCCGCACGGCGCCGCAUGGCUCCCCCCAGAGCUCUCCGCGACCUGACCUUGGCUUUGGGGGCCGCCGUGGUCGCGCUGGGCUCCCUCCUCUUCAUCGCCUGGAAGCUCUACUUCCGCGACACCGAGCUGGGAGCCAGCUGGGACAGCUGGUGGGAGCGGGAGGUGAAGGAGCUGCGGGACCGAGCCCCCCCCGGCAGCACGGUGGAGUGGAAGCAGGUGCUGGUGCUGGGGCUGGACGGAGCAGGGAAGAGCAGCGUCCUGCACUACAUCUGCAGCCAGACGGCCAGGAAACGCAUCCCCCCCACCCUGGGCUUCAACUCUGCCCAGCUGCAGGUCGAGGGGCUGGAGAUGGACCUGCUGGAGGUCGGUGGCAGCCAGAACCUGCGAGCGUACUGGUCCCAUUACCUGAGCGGGGCCCACGUGCUGGUCUUCGUGGUGGACUCCGUGGACAGGGAGCGCCUGCUGACGGCCCGCCAGGAGCUGCACGCGCUGCUGGCCCAGGAGCCCCGGCUGCCGCUGGUGGUGCUGGCCAACAAGCAGGAUAAGAGCGAUGCCCUGAGCACGGAGGAGCUGCGGGAGGAGCUGGCGCUGCAGGCGCUGGGCGGCCAGCGGGAGCUCUUCCUCCUGCCCACCAGCGCGACCUGGGCCAGCCUGAGCACGGCCACCAGCGUGCUGCACCUCAGGAGCCUGCUGGUCAGCCUGCUGUCCCAGUCCUGAGCCCAAACCGGCUCCUACUGGGACGUGCUGGGAGCUGCUGGAGCUGGGGCUCACCGGCAGGACCCACGGCACGCGCCCCGCGGGGUUUGGGGUUGAGCUGAUGUGCGGCUGCCCUCGGGGACACGAGCAGCAGGGGAGAGGGCAGCUGCCCCCCUAAAUCAAGGGGGAAGCCUCCUUUGGGAGGCAGCAGCAGCACCGUUACCUCCUGGUGAGCAGGGAACACAGCACGGGGCAGGGCCCUGCACCUACACGCAGCCCUGUGGGAUACUGGGGCUCAAAUACCGAGCUAGCUGCCCCGCAGGCUCCCCUAGGGCAGGCACAGAGCAGCGUAGCAGCCACCAGGAAGCUCUCGGGGGGCAGGAGCAAGUCCCUGGUCCCACUAUGAUAGCAACAAGAACCCAGGCAGCACGGCUCACACCACCCCUGGCCUCCCUGGAGCUGAUGUGGCUGAUGGAGCCCUAAACAAGGGGAGUAAAACACCCCCUGCUCGCAGCUUUCCCGUGCUGAUGAAGGCUGCGUGGGCUCUCCUGCCCAAAAAGCACACCUGUGGGAAUAACCAGCUUGGGCUGCACAGCAGCUCGCCCUUCCUCAACCUCUGUUUUAAAAUAAAGCCAUUUUUUAACGGCUGCUCCUUCCUCUUGCCAAUAAACGAGGCCGAUCUCUCUG
Molecule: messenger RNA, 1506 nt
Organism: Anas platyrhynchos (mallard)
Lineage: Eukaryota; Metazoa; Chordata; Aves; Anseriformes; Anatidae
Gene: ARL10
Product: ARF like GTPase 10
Molecular function (GO): GTP binding; GTPase activity
Source: RefSeq, a predicted model, not a curated record